AUGGCAGAUUCUCGCGUGAUGUCAUAUGUUGAACACAGGAACAAGAGCAUUGCGAUUGAAGGUGAAGGAACUAGCCCUCUACUAUUGGCUAUUGCGAGAGAUAUAAUUGCAAAUUGGUGUUGCUUAGUUGAGUUCACAGAAUCCAAGGGUGCUUGUGGCUCGGGCUCUGAAGUUACUUUUCAGAUAUUUGUUGCAGAUGUUUGGAACAUUAUUAAUCUGGUUUCCAGUGCCAUUGUCAAGACACUUAGUGCAGUUGGAUUAAACGAGUCAAAGAUGUGCUUAAAGAAUGGUGUGAAGAGGUAUUGCUCCACCAUUUGUUAUUGGCUGCUGAUGCUGCUUAUAGUUGCUGUUCAUGACGGAGGAUUAAAUCAUGGUUUCCAUUCAGGCCAUGAGUUUGGUGGUCGAAGUGGUUAG
Sphenostylis stenocarpa is the source of this 414-nucleotide messenger RNA. Lineage: Eukaryota; Viridiplantae; Streptophyta; Magnoliopsida; Fabales; Fabaceae. The record is from the annotation of a GenBank genome assembly.